AUGAUUCUAUUUUUUUGUCUGCUCUAUGCGGCGGUAGCUCUCGCACAACAGCCUCCCACACCAACAGAUGACACUGUCCUGGGCACAGAUUUCUUAGACCACGAUAGCCCUAUUAGCUCUUACUUUGGCAAAGAGUUCCUGAAGCAAAACAUUCCUUAUAUUGACAUACCUGAUGCAAAUAUCGAAGAAGUCUACUACUACCGCUGGUCAACUCUGGUGGAUCAUUUGCGAUACACCACCGCAGGAAGUGGCUACAUAUUGACAGAGUUCAUCCAGCCGGUGGGAUACGCUGAAGAGUAUAAUACAAUUGACGCAGCAGCGGGCCAUCAGAUUGAUGAGGCGAGGUGGCUUCGCAGCGGCUUUUACGCUGGCGACUACAUCCAGAUCUAUACGCGAGGACCGGGGAAUACAACCCAGUACACAAACUGGAUCACCGACGCGGCCUAUCGCAGGGCGCAUGUUAAUGGCGAUGUUGAGUUUCUGACUAGCCAACUGGACGGGUUUGUCCGCAUGUGGGACGAGUGGGACUUUGUCUUUGACUCUGAUGUCGGCCUUUAUUACUACACACCUGUUUAUGAUGCCCAGGAGUACAGCCUGCCAGGCUAUGUCGAGGCGGCAGAGACCAGCAACUCUAGUGUUCAACUGCCUGGCCCAAAUACAUACAGACCAAGCCACAAUGCGUACAUGGUCGCAAAUGCACGUGCCGUUGCAGAGACAGCUAAAAUAGCCGGCCACAAUACAUUGGCGGCCAACUUCACAUUGCUGGCAGAUACAGUUGAAACAGCCAUGUACGAACACCUGUGGAGCGCAGACCAGAAUUUCUUCGUCGACGUAAUCCGACCUGGUAACCCCAAUCUUGCUCAACUUCAGGGACGUGAAGAGGUUGGGUUGUUUCCGUUCCGCUUUGGAAUUGGCCUUGAAGAGGAAUAUUGCGCGCCCUCUUCUCAAGAACUUUUCAAUCCAGACGGAUUUUAUACUGAAUAUGGUCCAACUACGCUAGAGGUGCGCAGCCAGUACUAUGAUGCCAUCAAACCGAGUUCCUACUGUUGCUACUGGAAUGGUCAGUCAUGGCCGUUUUCCACUGCACAUGUGCUCAAGUCUCUGGCGGCCAUGCACCGCUCUGAUAGCUGCAGUGUCGUAGCUGAACAGUACUAUCAAUAUCUCAGCAUAUACGCGACAACCCAGCAUAAAGAUGGAAAACCAUAUGUCGCAGAAUCCCAUUACCCAGAUCUCGAUUCUUGGAGUGCAGACAGCUUCAACCACUCCGAGCACUAUGAUCAUUCAACCAACAACGACGAUGUCAUCACUGGUCUGCUGGGUUUGGUUCCACGGCUUGACGGCAUUCUGCAAAUUUCACCAAUAAUUCCCUCAAACUGGACGUAUUUUGCGCUUGAGAAUGCCCCGUACCAUGGUCAUCUUCUCACUAUUCUCUACGAUCUUGAUGGGACUCGUUACGGUGAAGGAUCCGGUCUUCAUGUUUUUGUCAAUGGCCAAAGGAUUCACACAGGCCCUGAUCUCCAGGCCGAAGUUCAGUUGCCAGAAUCCAAUAUCGAAGGUGGAAAUGGAAUCAACGACACCGUCCCCGUUAACAUAGCGGCAAAUGUUCUCGGGAGUGGAGCAUACCCUUUGGCCGAUGCAACUUUUACUUUCACACUUGACGAUCCGUACAAGUCUAUUGACGGAUAUCUCUUCUACUACUCCGAGCCAGACAAUCGCUGGACCAACUAUGGGUCGCCAAACGCAAACGAUACUCUCAAGAUUACUUUCCCGCGCCCACGAACCUUUUCUUCCGUCACACUUGGUAUCUACUCUGAUGUGGCACGCAAUGGAACAGUCGAUUGCCCACAGGCCAUCGAAAUAUACGGUUCCGAUCAGACCAAUGGGUCUGUAUUGCUGGCAAAACUCGACCCGUUCGAUACCUGCAUGCCAAACGAGUUGAACACAAUCUUUUUUGACCAAACCGUCGAGAGCAGCUUCAUCGCCGUCAACAUGUAUAAUAAGGCAGACUUAUUUGUUGGUGUCUGUGAGCUGCAAGUUUGGGUUCCGCCAGACCGCACUACUGGUGUUUAUUACGCUGUCGACGCCGUGCUCACAUCUGCAGAGGUGGUUUUCAGCCCCACUGAAGCAAAUGCAACUGCCAAUGGGGCUGUAGUCGGAUAUUUAGAAGAUGGAAAUUCCGUUUUGUUCUCUGGAAUAUAUGAUCACGGCAAAGGAACCGGGCCAAGAGAAGCACUGCUGUCAUACGCGAAUUCGGGGGAUUCUGCUGCGGUGGCCGAAAUCGUGGUGAAUAGUUCUCCAGGAGUUGCUAACAAUACAGUGAGCCUGCCACCGACUGGAGGUAGUUUCACGACUGUGCCAUUGCAGUUGGAUUUGCUGCCGGGAAGUAAUUUUGUCAACGUUAUGGUCCAGAGUGGAUAUGAUGCUGUUGACCUUGAAUUUCUACAUGUAAUAUAG
Messenger RNA from Talaromyces rugulosus, 2454 nucleotides. RefSeq lists its product as uncharacterized. The transcript has a single exon. Bases 1 to 2454 code for a protein of 817 amino acids. Gene Ontology annotation, molecular function: carbohydrate binding. The record is from RefSeq and is a predicted model, not a curated record. NCBI's taxonomy places the organism in Eukaryota, Fungi, Ascomycota, Eurotiomycetes, Eurotiales, Trichocomaceae. Gene Ontology annotation, biological process: carbohydrate metabolic process.